CGCUCUCCUCGUCGCGGGCGGGCACCUCCGCUCCCGAGGACCGCUGGCAGCGUGGCGAGCUCUGCGGGGCGCGGUCGCUAGAGCUCCUGCACCGGCAGGCUUCUCAUCUGCCCCUCCCGGGGCCCGAGGGACCGCGGAGCGGCGGCGCGGAGCAGCUGGGACCCCAUCCACUUAUGCCGGGCCCGGACCCUCGGCAGGAGCCGCGCGUCUGAAGAGCCCGUGCCAGCUCCGCUCGCCCCGGUGUCGGCAGAAAACUCCUUCGUGUUCAGCCUGUCCCGCCUCUUCCAGGGCUGCAGCACCUUGGUGUCCGGUGCCAUUCAAUGUAAACUUGAACUGCUUGACUCUGUACCUGAUGGGGGAGAGGGGCGAGAGGUUCUGCCGCUCCCUUAUCAGGAAUGCGUCAUCGCGCCAUGGAGGGAGAGAGGGGCAGCAGCGUUCUAGGGACACGGUGUCUCCGCCCUGAAGGCACGGCAGUCAAAGCUGGAGGUAUGAGAGUGCCUAAAAAGCAAGAAAACAGACCUGUUGAGAAAAAUGCUAAACCUCCAGGAAAAGAAAAGUCAAGUGCCAUUACCAGUUUUUCAAAAACUCAGACUGCAGAUGUCUUGCUAGCAGAAGCACUGAGAAAAAUGAGCCACAGAAUUCAUGCAGCAGCAUUACAAGUGGCUCACCAAAAGCCACAGCCUGCCUUGGAGAAGUACAUGCUGCCUAAAAGAAUUUACAUUAUUCAACAGCCACGGAAAUGUUAAUAUACUCAUGUUUACAUAAAUGUGUUUUUCUGUUCACAAUAGCACAUAUUGCACUGCGGUGAAAGGAUCAAAAGUUGUGCAUCUUGGAUCUUAC
Calypte anna (Anna's hummingbird) is the source of this 840-nucleotide messenger RNA. It is a transcript of the gene DAPL1, whose product is annotated as death associated protein like 1. Gene Ontology annotation, molecular function: death domain binding. The coding region runs from base 396 to 746 and encodes 116 amino acids. The transcript is spliced from 4 exons. Gene Ontology annotation, biological process: cellular response to amino acid starvation; apoptotic signaling pathway; negative regulation of autophagy. The record is from RefSeq and is a predicted model, not a curated record. NCBI's taxonomy places the organism in Eukaryota, Metazoa, Chordata, Aves, Apodiformes, Trochilidae.